Gymnodraco acuticeps is the source of this 3815-nucleotide messenger RNA. RefSeq names its product transmembrane protein 255A (gene tmem255a). The transcript has 10 exons. The record is from RefSeq and is a predicted model, not a curated record. Lineage: Eukaryota; Metazoa; Chordata; Actinopteri; Perciformes; Bathydraconidae. The coding region runs from base 309 to 1349 and encodes 346 amino acids.
UGUGUGACAUGCGCACACACAGCCAGCAGCAGCAGAGACCCACCGUCAGGACACCGACUCACCGAGAGCAUAGAGACCGACAGACGCCUCUCAUCGGCGGGGAUGUGACAGAGAGAGGCUCGGAGGAGACGGAGGGUUGACACCCAUGGUUGACACAGAGAAUGCCACAGCAAGCCAACACGCUGCCUGCGUUAGCUCACCAUUGUACUCAGCUUGCUGUAAAAUAUAAAGCGAGCAGCAGUGAGUCGUGAUUGUCUUCUUUUUUUUUUGCAAGGGGAUCAUCCUGCGUUAAACAUCCUCCAGCCAGCAUGCCUUCUGCUCAGAGCCUCCAGUCCAGCAGCAUGCCCCUCUCUGAAACCAGCAUAGGUACCUUUAAGAGGAGGAAGAGGAAAUCCAUAAUAGUGACGGUGUUGCUGCUCAUUGUGUCUGUGCUCAUCCUCAUCUUCGGCCUGGCAGCGACCACUAGGACGCAGAACAUCACAGUGGGCGGCUACUACCCAGGAGUCAUACUGGGCUUUGGCUCUUUUCUGGGAAUCAUCGGCGCUCAUUUGAUAGACAACAAGAGGCAGAUGUUAGUGGCGUCUAUUGUCUUCAUCAGUUUCGGGGUAGUGGCCGCCUUCUGCUGUGCUAUUGUUGACGGAGUGUUUGCUGCCAGGCACAUUGACCUCAGGCCGCUGUACGCCGGCCGCUGUGAGUUUCACUCCAGUGAGACUUCCUCUGAACGAGACGUACCCUGUCAGACCUCCUCGCGCUCCCCCUGUAACCUGCAUGUGAAGGGUAACACCUGUUACUGCUGCGACCUCUACAACUGCGGGAAAGAACAUCCUCUUAUGGGACUUCAGAAUAAAGAUGUAUUGAAAAAGUUUAGGAAAUCAUCCAUGAUUUGGAAGGCUAGCCGAGUGGAGCUCAUUGGAGGCUACCAUGAGUACACGGAUGUGAAGAGCUGCCAGGACGUGGUGCACCUCUAUCACCUGCUGUGGUCCGCUACGAUCCUCAACAUCGUGGCGCUCUUUCUGGGCAUCAUCACUGCUGCAGUGCUGGGAGGCUUCAAAGACAUGACUCCGGCUCCUGCCUCAGAGUCUACAUCUGAGCCUGAAGCCGUCACAGCUCCAGCCCCCCCUCAGCCUCCUCCCCCCAACACCUCCCUCGCCUCGUACUACAACACUGCCCCCUGCCUGCCGCCGUACACCGCCUACGACCUGCAGGGCUCCUACCUGUUCCCCGACUCCUCCACCCUGUCGGAUGACUCCCAGUCGGGGGCCAGCCACCUGUGGCCCACCAUGGUCCCUCCACGAUACUCUCCUCCUCACACCCACCCCGACGAGAAGCCUCCACCCUACAGCCCGUAACACACAUCCAGCAGAAAGAAGGCACCUGGAACAUUAGCGGGUGUUUUUCAGAUGCUGAUUGAGUGGCGUGAAUGCACAUUUCCUCUGGGCUUUUCCUCACAAUGAGUGUUGGAGGAAAGGUGGUGAGGAAGAGGAGGAAGGCCACAGAGAGGGAACUCACCUUGAGUUCAGCCCGACACCAGGAGUGUUUGUCGCCACUGCCUCCACUCACACAUCAAGAGAGAGACCACCAGUCCACAGCAAGGACUGUUUACACAUCUAUCUGCCUUAAUGCAAACGGGCUUCCAGCGCUGCAGCUCUGGGUCUCUGGACUUAUUCUGUACUAGGUCAAAGUUCACCUCUCUUCAGGACAUAUUGUAAAUGCUUCCUGCCUCAAGUGGCACCAAUGAUAACGUGAGGAGAUGACAGCUACAAGAUCAAACCCGAUACAUGAAUGCUUUUGAUGUCCCCCCAGAAUAUGAAUCAGCUAGAGAAUUCAAAACUGUAGUAGGCCGAGGCAGUUUCUUCUUUAGCGAUUAAUUAGGCAAUGUUAGCAGUAAUGAAGGAAUUACAAUGCUCAUAAUGAAUGUACAGCAGUAUAAUACUCAGAUGCUCUCCAGCAGGUUAGCUAUACAAACAGAUGAUCAGUUUGUUAAAAAAAAUACCUUGAACCAUGUGCUCGCAGAGCAACAAGAUGAAAGAAAUAAGCUAUUCUGCAGUAGGGCGGUCACAGUUACACUCCAAACUAUUUAUUCUAUUUUCACUAUAUGCUGCAAAGCAGGUAAGCGUAUAUUAUCUUGCGCUAUAUAAGUAGUUGUGAUAUCACAUCUGGGUUCAAAUGUGUAGUCUCUGUCAGGAAUAAACACGAGGCAGGCCGAGCGGGAACAGUCGGUGCUGGAUUCACUGACAUGAGGGGAGAUCAUGAAGGGUCAAAGGACUGGUGUUCUCUGAGGAAGAGUGAAGGACAGUAAACUUAGUCCAUGUCAAUGAGACAGGUCUCCGUCAGCUGUUAUCACUGCUUUGUAUAAUUUAAAAUACUCUCUCAGGGGCUGAUUGUCAGUUCCUUUUCGUCUUGCCAGUAAAAAUGUUUUAUGUCAUUCAAAUGGUGUAUUUGACUUUUUAGCUAAACUGUAUGCACGGUUGCUUCACCACUUUAGUCUUUACCAAACAUAUCAACUUCAAUAAGAUAAACCAUAGUGCAGUGAGUGCACCGAGGGUGAAUCCUGUUGACUUUAGUCAUCCCAACUUUCCUCUUGUGUAACCAUGAUGUUUGAUGGUUUGCCAUGACAACUUGAUGCAGCCAUUAAUGUCAUUUUCUAAUCUUAAAACUUUUGAUAAAUUGGUGAUAGUUCAGCUUUUCACAUAUCACCAUCAAGUUGAUUUUUUCUUUGCAAACCUUGUUUUAUGACCAAAUGCCUGACGCCUAUUGUAUGCGCUAACAGCCAUUGAUAGCAUGCUAAAUGAUGGAUGUUUGUUAAGGAAACUUAAAACCUGAAACUUCUCUAGAUAAUUGUAUUACAUUGUAAAAUUGAAAAGGGUGUAACUAGCAUUAGGUUUGAGAAGUUCAUACUUUUUCAACAGGGACUAGUCAAGGUUUGGGAAAGUCCAUCCAUGUCCUUAAGUCCAACACAUUGAAAAUCUAAAAAUGUUUUCAAUCUUUGAUAUAAUCCGGACAAUGGAAGAUUUUGAAACAUUUAAAAACACAGGGAGUUGACAUUAAUAAUAAAGAAGGAAUAUUUAAGAUUCUGCACUAUUUCUCCUUGAGCAUUUGCUCUUAACUCUUCCAACAUCUUCUGGAGCUUCAAUAGAUGUUUUUGUUUCAUGUGUGACACAUGAUAUAUUUUACUCUCAGCAUUAAGGCAAAGUGACAGUUUGUAUGAUUUUCAUUUCGUACAUCACAAUGACAACCGUAUAGCAGAUGUUUGUAUGCUUACGUAGUGCAAGACAAUUAAGUGAAAAUAGUAAAAUAAUUUAUUUAUCAUCAGGAAACCCCUUGUUGCUAAUUGACAUAAAAGGGACAUUUUGUACAAUGCCAACAUAACUGAUUAUUUAAUAUCUAUUUCAUUUUAUCUACAACUAUGAACCUAAAAGAUACGUCUGAGACAGUAUUUAAAAAUGAAAGAAAAAGACAUGAACACAAAUGCACUGUACAUCAAAUGCCAAUGUUAAUGUGUUAAUUAAAAGUCCUGCAUGAUUUUAUUGAAUGACAUGAAUAUAGAUUUCAUUGUUAGCACUACUCAUACCGAUUACUACAUUUGGACACAAUGGGAAAAAAAGUUAAAAAGUCCAAAUGUGAAAAAGAAAUCUGCCUGAUGCAACACUAAGUGCUUUAUGUCUGGAUUAAAUAAUAUCAACCACAUUUGUUUGCAAAAUCUGUCGCCUACGCGGUGUAGACGGCAGAUAUUAGCAUAAAAAAAACAAGGAAGGACAGGAAUUGCAAAUCAAAAUGUACAGGUGUAUCACAAUAAAACAGGUGUUCAAUGGAAA